AUGGAAAUAUCUGAAAAUAUCGUUGUAAAUACUCCUAUUGGAAACACACCAAGUAAAAGUCCGUGGGGUACAAGCCCAGCUGUAACUCCAUGUUCCCUUGCUACUGUUAUGGACGAAGAAGUGGCGAAAGAACUUCAAGCUAAGGAAGAUUAUUUGUCCGGGUAUCAUCUUCAGGCGAACUCAGUGCCAUCUGGACUCGCAUUUGAAGUAUUAAAGGUCCUCCUGCAAUGGAAUAAACAUUGUUCUUCUUGUUACCAGUAUCAGUCAAGGCCAUCCAGUACAGCGUCAUCCGCUGGCCAGUCUCAAAGGCGCAGUUCUACCCCCCAUCCUCCAGCACCUACCGCUCAGAGGUCCGGAAGCGCUGGAAGGACCAAUGGAGCGAGGAACCAAGUGACAAGGUCCAUCGGUACACAGACAAGUCUUGAGAGGGCAGCUAGCGCAGGCGCAGUAAGGGAGAAACCACCCGCUUCAGAUAACAGAUCACGUGACAGGGCAGGCUCGUCUCUUAGCAACCACAGCGUAACCUACAGUUCACGCAGUACCUCUUGUCAGCCCACUCGCAUGUAUCACAGCGAAGGCAUCCGAAGUGCAGCGAAGCUAAACCGACCGCCGAGCAAGGUCUAUGUGUGCCAAGAAGAACGAGAUCGGGCCCAAUCGGCAGGCCUCCAGCGCGCAAAGUCUCCGUCGAGAUUCGACGGAACUCCUGUUGAACUGCCUGGGUUUAUGAAAUCUAACUACUUCCUUCAUCAUGAAGAUUUGAGCAUGGGACAGAAACAGUACAUCUGGGGGGUGGCACGGAUUUACUCCGUCACACAACUUAUGAGUUUGAAACAGAGACAGUACCAAAAUCUGCUGGAUUACGAGUUCAGCAGAAGAAUUCAGAAUAAGGAAUUGAAAGAGCACGAGAGAGUUAAAGAGUGGAAGGAUUACCAGCGCUACUCCAGGUUUAUAAAGAGAUAUGAACAGAGAAUUCCUCGGAACAAGUUGAACUCGGCACGGUCUCCAUGUGAAGAAGCUUCUCAUGUUCACAAACACAUGAUCAAAGGUUGGACAACAGAUCCGCACGCAAACGAGGCUUACCGACCCUCCAGUAGAACAAGCUACAGCGCCAAACAGCGGCAAGUACAUCCUGAGUACCACUCGGACAGUAGAGACGAUAAUGGAGAGCAGGAAUCCACUGACAAUGAAACCGAGGAAUACAGGCUCAGGUUGAUUAUUUUGCCGGGUGAGAAAGAGGAGAGUGGAACCGAGGGCGAUUAUGCGGCAGAAUCUGGGGAAAUCGAACAGGCAAAUUCAUCGUGCGUCGACGAAGAUGGCAAUCAGAAUGUACAAAAUGAAAACGAUGAUGUUAAAGAAUCUCUUGAGCAAACAGAGGACGAAAAAGCAGAAAAAGCAGCAUAUGAAGAUGACAACUACCUUUGACAAGGAACUGGAAGAGUAGAUUCUUCACAUAGUUUGUAUUGGUGGAGCCAACUGAAAUGACAAUCUAACAAGGAAAGUUACGUAAAUCAUCUGUACCUGUCAGUCGUUCAACAAAAUUGGAACUCAUUGAUACAUGCAGAUCUGAACUGAAAAGUAAGGUUUGACUUCCACUGUGGCUGCAUUGCAGGAAUCUGCGGGCAAUAAACGGCAGUCUUCUAGCUAUAUUAGACGUUUUAACUCUUUUUGAUUUCUUGUUUAGAGUCUAUCAUACAGUUUCUUAGUACACUUUGUCCGCGAUUAAGCAGGGGCGUUGCCAAGUCACAAGCUGACGAACUACUUGAUAACUUCAUGUAUGAUUCAUGAAAUGACUGAACCUUAACGUUCUCUCUUUAUCUCUUUGUUGUAAAGAAAUGUCUUUAAAGUCCUAAGAUAAAUUUAAGGCAAAUAUUUGAGAAGCAUACAAAACAUGAUCAGUUUUGGACGUUGACUUUGAACAAAGUUCUCAUAACUGUACUCAAGUUAAUUUUAUGGUAAGUCGUGAGGAGAAUUUAUGUUUUGAUUUUGAGACUGUAAGGGUUAGCGAGUACUUUUGAAAACUGAGUUUUGGGUGUGAUCCCAGAAGCAAGUGGGUUUUAGGUUUUUACUUAGUUAAAAGGUUACUACAGAAGUAUUAUUUUUGUUAAUAAAAUACCAGAGAGUGCAAUAUAUUAUAAAUCACCUGAUCGACAAUUCCUCAUCAAAAUUGUCAGGAAAAAACUGAGGGUAUUUACCACGAUUGGAAGUAAAUAGCACUCGUUGUUGACCAACGAUUAGGUGAAUAAUUACCGUAGUGUAUAGCAAACCAAUGGGAUGUUGAGGGUGGCGAGUAAAGAUUAUGCUCUCAAAUGCAGGGUUAAAAAUAUAUGUGGUCAUAUGUUCAUGGGUGACUUGACAGCGAGCGAGGAUUGGUUUUGUAUUUAUCAUUAAAAGAGUGAAAAUGCU
Messenger RNA from Orbicella faveolata, 2403 nucleotides. RefSeq lists its product as uncharacterized. Lineage: Eukaryota; Metazoa; Cnidaria; Anthozoa; Scleractinia; Merulinidae. The record is from RefSeq and is a predicted model, not a curated record.